UUCAUGAUACAGAGUUUUCAUUAAGAGUCGAAGAAGUGGGAAAAGUUCAGUCAGUCGUGCAGUGUGAUCGGUGCAAGAAAGUCGUGUUUUGUGUUCCGGAGAUCGUGGUGCGUGUAGGAUUUAUUUAUUGCUGCUAGUUUAAGUAAACUUAUUCAAAAUGAAAGUCACAUUUCUGCUUGAGCUAUUAUUGAUUCUAAUAAUAAUCGCCUUUGCUGCCUCGAGUCCAGUUGGAGAUGGUCGAAAUGCCCGGAAGGGAGCUUUAAUCUACCGACAGGCUGCCGAUGAUGUUGCCGAUGCUGCCUCUGUCGUUGAUCCCGCCCCAGCUCCAGUUGUUCCUGUCGCCGGCGGUGAUGAUGAUGAUGACGACGAUGAUGAUUCGGAUGAAUUUGAUUUGGGCGAUGAUGAUUCGGCCGAAGAUGACGACGCUGACGAUGAUGACGAUGACGAUGAUGAUGAUUUGAUUGGCUCCGUGGAGGACGAAAUCGAUGACGACGAUGAUGAUGAUGACGAUGACGAUGAAGUGGCUGCCCCAGCAUCAGUCGCUGUUGCUCCGGUCCUUGACCAGCAGAAACAGUCAGCUGUUGCCCAACCUGCCCCCGCAGCUGCCGUUGAUGAGGAAGAAGAUGACGAUGACGAUGACGAUGAUGACGAUGAAGAUGAUGCUUUGUCUUUUUUUGGUGAAGAUCUUCUAGGAGCUUUCGAUGAUGAAGAAGACGAUGAUGAUGACGACGACGACGAUGAUGAUGAUGAGGUUGCCGCCGCUGUUCCUGCUGCCCCAGUAGUACCGAUUGUGGCAGAACCUGCCGUGGCUGCUGCCGCUCCUGCCGCUUCCGCUCCUGCCAAAAAACAGAAGCAGAAGAAAAAGCCAGCCCCAGUCGCCGCCAACACACAGGCUCUUCUAGAUCUCGCCGAUGCUGCCUCGACCCAAAAUGAAGUUGAUGCUCCAGCCAAGAAACCAGAGGAAAUCGAUGUGAACAACGAGGUCAACAAAAUCGUAGAAUCGCUUGCUGCCCAGAAGGCCGACCAGAAUGCUCAACCAGCAACGGAACAAGCCGCUGAUGAGGAGGAAGAAGUUGAAUACGACGAGGGCUCUCCAGAAAAGGUACAAACACAAUCUUCCGAUAACAAUAAAGUUGAUGUUGUUGCCGCUCCUGCAGCCGUGACUGCGACGAAGCCGACCGGUGACGAUGACGACAUCCUCGAAGGCUUUACCUCGCUAGUGGACGACGACGAAGAGGACGAUGAUGACGACGAUGACGACAGCGACGAGACAACCCCACAGAAAGUAGAACAAUCGGCCACGAAUACCGAAAGUGAGACACAGCCAGAGGAUGAUGCCGAGGACGAUGACGACGACGACGAUGAGGAUAGCGACGAGCUGAUCGAUGAGAGUGCCGUGGAGGAAAUUGCAGAAUCCGAUGUGUGAGUGUGAUCUACCUGUUACCCACCCCUCCUAUCCAAUCCUUCCUAACAAC
Uranotaenia lowii is the source of this 1475-nucleotide messenger RNA. Its product is annotated as coiled-coil domain-containing protein 1-like. The record is from RefSeq and is a predicted model, not a curated record. Bases 158 to 1426 code for a protein of 422 amino acids. Lineage: Eukaryota; Metazoa; Arthropoda; Insecta; Diptera; Culicidae. The transcript has 4 exons.